Molecule: messenger RNA, 1016 nt
Organism: Suillus paluster
Lineage: Eukaryota; Fungi; Basidiomycota; Agaricomycetes; Boletales; Suillaceae
Exons: 2
Coding region: 112-693 (193 amino acids)
Source: RefSeq, a predicted model, not a curated record
CUUGUUGACCACGAAUCUUCUGCGGAAGACCAAAACUCUAACGUCGCACAGGAGUUUUGGCAUAUAUGAGGAGGCCGUGCUGAGCUUCAUCGAUUCAAGGAUGGUCAUGUCAUGUCAUGGAGAGUAUUGCUUGGGACGUCGCAACGUCCCACAUAUCUGACGAGCAACGAGAAUCCAAGGUUGCCCAGAAACCGGGCAUCCAUUCGCAUCAUCGUGCCGCACUUCUCCCUUGAGCACUUGCCACAUCAACUUGUUAUAACGUCCACAGAGUCUGCGGGAUUGUUGGCUCAACGGUUUUCGCCUAAAGUAGGGCAUCUCCAUCUCCGCAGCAAAGCGACAUUCAUACUGGAAGGUUCAGCCUAUAAAACGCCUGCCUGCUACUAUGGCUUUGCCUCAUUCGCUUUUACAAUCUCCAUUAUGUUUACAUCCCACUCCAUCAUGUUUGCGCUGUUCAGCUUCCUCGCUGGUACCAAUGCGUGUCUACAGUGCCCAGUUACAAUCGCGCACGACGGUGGUGUCAUGCAUAUAUACAAUAUGAUCGCACUAGAUAACCAGACCACAUUGUGCAUUUACGACGAUGACCAGAAUGGCCACUACUCAAUAGUGAACUGCCUGUAUGAAACCGUAAGUGUUUUCUGGAUGUUAUGCAACUCAUUGUUCUCGGUUGAAAUGCUAGCGAUCAUAUCAGGGUAACGGACAGCAGUUGGCAAAAAGCAGUAUACAUUGUCCGGAUACAUUACCUGUGCAGGAACAUUGCGUAAUCUGAUGUGAGGAGGUGGGGGAGACGGGACACCCAACGGGAGGAGUAAUGUUCAUUCGCAGACAGCCGGGUGUACGCCAGUACAUCACCAUCUGUCAUGAGACAUCAAAUAGUUGCAUCUUACAUUAGCCAGUUACAGCAAAUGAUCAGCGAAUCGGAUACUAGGCCGAGGAGGACUGACUGUAGGGAAGUGAAUUCGAUUCCUCAAUUGACAAUGUUUGGCCAAUGCGGCAUUUAAUACAGUCGUGUCGUAGCG